CAUCUUCUGAGCGCGACAGACUACCCACGAGAAGAUUCUUAAUCCCGCUAAUCAUUUGCAAUUGGCCUCCACUCCAGUAGCAGUCCUUAAGCCUUCAACCUUCGAACAUGGGAACUCCAGCGAUGGCACUCGCCAUUCCCCGGACAAACCGUGAAACACGGUCUUCGACUCAAUCCCAGACUUCGAGAUCACGUUGCGCUGAGCAAGCAAGAUUCAAAUAUGCAGGAACCACAUGCACCGGGAGAAUCGAGAAGCAUCGAACAAAACUUACCGACAAAUCAAAGAAAGCGGCCAAAUCUAAGUCAAGCCCGAAAUCUUCAAAAUUAGAACCCAGAGCAAAACCGAAACGCUCCAACGAGGACGAACAAGAACAUGCAGAGCCUGAUUCAUCGAUUUUUACGCCGGAAAAUGUAACAGUCUUCACUGUUGACUCCUCACUCGUUAAGAAGCCCAUUAUCUGCCACCAAUACGCUCCCUCCACCCCGCCACCAUCUUCGUCAACCGUUGGUCCACUACCAUUCAUAUUCACUCACGGCGCAGGCGGCACCCUCUCCGCCCCCGCAGUCGUGCACUUUUGCACCGGCUUCUCCUCCACCUCUGCCUCCCCCCUCCUCGCCUUCCAAGGCUCCAUGAACCUCGGCGCGCGCGUGAAAGGAUUUAAUGCGUGUCGUGCACACCUUGAGUCGCACAACGGACCACCAGGUGAUGCAGCAAAGCCAUUGGUGUUUGGAGGGAGGAGUAUGGGUGCGCGCGCCGCUGUUACGGCUGCUACGGAGCUUUAUGACGAGGUGCAGGGGAAGCAAGGAGAGGAUGGAGCGAGUGUGGGGGCAAGGUUAGUGUCUGUGAGCUAUCCGUUGCAAGGACCGAAUGGUGUCAGGGAUCAGAUAUUGUUGGAUUUGCCGAGGGGGGUGGAGGUGUUGUUUAUUGUGGGGGAUAGGGAUGCGAUGUGUCCGCUUGAGCUGUUAGAGGAGGUUAGGGGGAAGAUGAAAGCCAAGACCAGAGUAGUGGUGGUGAGGGGCGCAGAUCAUGGGAUGAAUGUGAAGCCUGCCCAUAAGACGAAGGAGCUGGCUGAGGAGACGGGGAGGGUGGCGGCCAAGUGGUUGUGUGGGGAGGUAGGGAACGAGGGCGUGACGUUAUACGUGGGCGAAGGAGAGUAGAU
Macroventuria anomochaeta is the source of this 1159-nucleotide messenger RNA. RefSeq lists its product as uncharacterized. The record is from RefSeq and is a predicted model, not a curated record. The coding region runs from base 108 to 1157 and encodes 349 amino acids. Lineage: Eukaryota; Fungi; Ascomycota; Dothideomycetes; Pleosporales; Didymellaceae. The transcript has a single exon.